Messenger RNA from Elaeis guineensis (African oil palm), 443 nucleotides. The record is from RefSeq and is a predicted model, not a curated record. Lineage: Eukaryota; Viridiplantae; Streptophyta; Magnoliopsida; Arecales; Arecaceae.
UCUUCCCCUCUCUCUGCACUCUGGCUCUCAUGAUAAAUACAAGGGGAGCUGAAGGGGGACAAACAGAAUACUGUAGGGAAAGAAGAGUGGAAUCCCCCAUAACGCUCACCAAAACCUUAGAGGAUAGGAACAGAGAAGUCCUGAGUUCCAAAUAUUUGAUCGCUCCUUUUGUUCACUUCAUGGAAACCCAGGCAGAGACUAUACCACCAUCACAAUUGAUAGCUAAAAGUUCCUCCUCUAGGUUCAGAAGGGUGUGUGUCUUCUGUGGCAGUAGCCCUGGAAAGAAGCCCAGCUACCAGCUUUCUGCCAUCCAGCUCGGCCAUGAACUGGUGGAGAGGAACAUAGACUUGGUUUAUGGUGGGGGAAGUGUUGGUCUCAUGGGCCUUGUCUCCCAAGCGGUCUAUGAUGGUGGCCGUCAUGUUUUGGGGGUCUCUCCCUCCCUC